Molecule: messenger RNA, 261 nt
Organism: Pseudovirgaria hyperparasitica
Lineage: Eukaryota; Fungi; Ascomycota; Dothideomycetes; Acrospermales; Acrospermaceae
Exons: 2
Coding region: 1-261 (86 amino acids)
Source: RefSeq, a predicted model, not a curated record
AUGGUCGGUGGCAAGGUGGAGAGCUCCCUCACCGCCCUGCUGGAGAUGGAUGCCCCCUCCGUACAGAAAACAUUCCACAAGAACCACUACCCACGACACUACCUGCUUGUAAUCUGUAACCUACCUCCACCACCUCCACCACCUAUACCUAUACCACCUACACAACCUCGCCGAAACGCACAUUGGCUACCUCCUCUUCUCCCGCCAUUUCCAGUCAUUCGCGACUGCGCUGCCUACUUAGUGCCCACUGCCAUCGCCUAG